AUGUUGGGCGCAUUGCAUGUAGCCUUCGUCCAGGCCCUCAUCGGGAGCGAUCUGCCUGGACUGCAAUGUCUUGCAUGGGCCUCUAUCGUGCGUGCCGAUGAUGACAGGACCGGUGAGCGCGCUCAUUGCCAGUUUGCCUCACAGGUUGGUACGGAUGAAUGUGAUGUUCAACUUGAUAAUCGAACCACGGUUACUUUCUCACUGUGUUCAGAGACCCCAAACCACUGUAAGAAUCGCCGAGACCUUCUCAUCCCUUGUCAAAGAAACAUGGCGUUGUGGGGGUUUUGA
Colletotrichum abscissum is the source of this 288-nucleotide messenger RNA. RefSeq lists its product as uncharacterized. Bases 1 to 288 code for a protein of 95 amino acids. The transcript has 2 exons. The record is from RefSeq and is a predicted model, not a curated record. NCBI's taxonomy places the organism in Eukaryota, Fungi, Ascomycota, Sordariomycetes, Glomerellales, Glomerellaceae.